Molecule: messenger RNA, 3693 nt
Organism: Anolis carolinensis (green anole)
Lineage: Eukaryota; Metazoa; Chordata; Lepidosauria; Squamata; Anolidae
Gene: tradd
Product: TNFRSF1A associated via death domain
Exons: 5
Coding region: 94-1077 (327 amino acids)
Biological process (GO): extrinsic apoptotic signaling pathway; positive regulation of canonical NF-kappaB signal transduction
Cellular component (GO): tumor necrosis factor receptor superfamily complex
Molecular function (GO): transmembrane receptor protein tyrosine kinase adaptor activity
Source: RefSeq, a predicted model, not a curated record
GAGAAGGAAGCCCCUUCCUUGCUUUCAGUGCGCAAAGGCGGAAGCGCCGGGCUGGGAGAGUCGCAGGAGAAGGCUGGGAGAGGAGAAGGAACGAUGGGGGACAGCCAUGCUACCUGGAUGGGGAGCGCUUACCUCUUUGUCCAGUCGACAUCCGAAAACGUCCUUCUGCCCAAACUCUAUGGAAACCCCCAGCGGAAGCCGAAUGUGUUCAAGGCGCUCAAGUUGGCAUUGGCAGAUUCCACUGGAAGCUUCCAUGGGGUGGACAUGCUGAAAGUGUACUGCAGUGACCCCCAGCUGAUCGUCCAGCUCAAGUUCUCUGUGAAAGAGAAUUGCAGGAGGUUUCUGCAAAGCUACCGGGAAGGAGUCCUCCGGGAUGCUCUCCAGAGGCACCUCCAGGUCUCGUUGGCCCUGAGCAGCCGGAUCCCUCUCCAGACGGAGCUGAAAGCGGGAGCGGAGAAGCUGGACGCCAUGAUCCGAGAGGAGGAGCGGUGCCUGGAGUGCAUCUUCGGAGAAAAGCCGAAUCGACUCCGGGAUGAAGAAAUCACAGAGUUGGAGGAAUCCCUCAAGAAUCUGAAUUUUUGUCGGGGCGAAAACAGUGACAAAAGUUUUUCCUCUUUGGAUUCUUCACCCCAGUCUCCGAGUUCCUCGCUUCCGUCUUUGAAUUCUCCUCCUUCGUCUUUGAAUUCUCCACCCCCAUCUUAUGGUUUUGUAGAGAAUUCAAGGCCUCCGCCGCAGAGCGACACGUUUACAUUUCAGGGCCAGCAAUUUGUCAACAGAAAAAUUACUUACGAGGACCACCAGAAGUUUGCCAAGCUGGUGUCCAAGAAGUGGAAGCAGGUGGGCCGCUCCUUGCAGGUGGGCUGCCGCGCUCUCCGGGACCCCGCCAUCGACAACCUGGCCUUGGAGUACGAGCGGGAGGGCCUCUACGAGCAAGCCUACCAGCUGCUGCGCAGGUUCAUGGAGUCGGAGGGCAAGCGAGCCACCAUCCAGCGCCUGGUUGCGGCCUUGGAGGAGAACGGCCUCAUCAGCCUGGCAGAGGAGCUGCUGGGCAUCCCGCAAGGAGACAACAACUCGUAAACGUGGGACGAAAAGGAGAGAAAACUUAUGCAGGACUAGUCGCUGCACAGCCACGUUGUUGGAACUCUCCUGUGACUUUGCAUGUCGUUAAACUGCACCUUGUUUGAAAGUAGACCCUGCGAUAGUUCCUCAUUUACACCAUGACGCUUGGACUAAAGGGACCGAUGCUGCUUCCGUGCCAAACUACUCUCAGGAAUCGGCCUUCUUGUUGCAACAAGGGAAACGGCUCAAGUCAUACUCAGAAACCUGUCAGGGGGUUAAUUAGCUCCGAACCAUCCUGAUUUAUUGGUGAGUCAGGCCUCUCACCAAUCCAUCUUCCGUCAGACCGCUUAAGCAUCUGGCUACAAGCAGCACCGACAAAUGACACCACAGUUGUAACUCAGCUGAUCACAGCAGUUCUAAGGAUUUAUUAUAUGCAAACUGUUUACAGUUACAAAGUCCAUUGCUCAUAGGACUCAUGCUUCCCUAACAAAGGCAAAGCAUGUCCUCUCUCUUUGCCAAUCGCCAGCAAAAUAAUAAUAAUAAUAAUAAUUUUAUUUUUGUACCCUGCCACCAUCUCCCCAGAGGGACUCGGGGCGGCUUACAGAUAUAAAACCAGCAUACAGUUUUCUUUCAACUCCCACAUUCCAUAGCAGAAUGACAAAUGUCCUGUCUGCACUUCUGAGACCGGAAGGCUUGAUCUAUUGGCUAGGCAGGCUAUCAUUCAAGCUGGCCUGCCAUUAACCUGUGUGCUGCUGGAAAGCAAAUACACAGUUGCAAAACUCCAAUAACCAAAACACUUGAUUCAACAUUUCACACAUACACCAAAAUAGACCAACAAAACCUUCAACGUAACAGCAACCUCCCGCCACAAAUCAGAUUACUGUAUUUACUCGAAUCUAAUGCUCACUUUUUUGUUUUUUGCUGAAUUGCCUUCCCAAAAUUAGGGUGCGCAUUAGAUUCAAGAGUUAUGGUCAUCUUAGUGCUGAGCAAAAGGAGAAGCUGCUUCAGGAGCUGCAACUGGAGCUCCUAUUUUGAGGGACGUCAUCUCUAAUUUAAUGCUAUGCAAUCCUGGGAUUUGUAGAAUGCCACCAGCAUUCUUUGGCAGUAAAACUACAUGAUUCCAUACGAUUGAGCCAGGGCAGGUAGAGUAAAUUCAUUCUACAGCAUAGAUGCACCCAAGGUUUUCCUUUUCCAUUGCUGGAAGCUUUGGUGUUCUAACACUUUUGUUUUUAAAGAAGGAAUUAUAAACAUGCAGAAACUGUAAUGCACACCUUUUUUUUUGGGCCAAAUUACAAAGAGUGCCCCAGGGUGGCACAGCGUGUUAAAGCACUGACCUGCUGAACUUGUAGACCGAAAGAUUGCAGAUUCGAAUCCGGGGAGGGGAGUGAGCAGCCGCUGUCAGCCCCAGCUCCUGCCAACCGAGCAGUUCGAAAACAUGCAAAUGUGAGUCGAUCAAUAGAUACCACUCUGGCGGGAAGGUAACGGUGCUCCAUGCAGUCAUGCCGGCCACAUGACCUUGGAGGUGUCUAUGGACAACGCCGGCUCUUCGGCUUAGAAAUUCCCAGAGUCGGACAUGACUGGCCUUAAUGUCAGGGGAAAUCUAUUACCUUUAUCUUUACAAAGAGUGCACAUUACAUUCGCUAGCAAAUACUCCAGGGUUUUUGGAAAACGGAGGAGCGCGUUAGAUUCGAUGGCACAUCCGAUUUGAGUAAAUCAUCUUGCCUGUUAAAGGAAUCCCUUGAGUUUUGUGAACAAAGAAUACUCAAGAGGUGGUUUAUUAUCGUCUUCCUCUUCAUUGAGUAUAUGGCAUUAGAAAAGUUCCAAUGCCUCACUUCUGAGAUCCAAUGGGAUCUGGUGCCUUUGGGGUAUUCGUGUGAUCCCCUCUUCUCAAUGCCUUGAUGCUGCUUCUGGCCUUUUUUGAAGGCAGCAAGUUCUUGUAGAGACAGUUCAUAGAUAAGACUGUCAAUGAAUGAUCACAACAAAACUGAUCAAAGUAGAUUUUGUCUAUGCAAGCUCAUGCUGUCAACUUCUUCCUCUCCGUCUCUAAGGUGCUGUAAGAUAUCUUUGUUUUGCCAGAGUGUGCUUUUAUAGCCAAAAACUCAGUAUUUUUCUGAAACCGAGGACAGAAUGAAAGCUUAAAAUAGUGUCACUGUAAAAUAAGGAAAACGAAGCCUUAGAUCCAUGCUGAAUUGAGACUUCAUUAGCCAGAGCACAUCGUCAUUACUUUUGCAUUUGUAGCUUUUCAGGUAAAUCCUUUUUCAACCUGCUUUUUUUAGAGCCAGUAUUACUAGGUGAUUUCUUGCACUUUCCUCCUUGUUGAUGCCCUCUUGUGUAAAUUGCAAUGUCAAUGAAUGUAUUGCCAUCAUUUUAGGAGGACUACUGAAUGUAUUUAGUUUAGAAACCUAAAUGUCGUCUUGAGAUUUUUAGAUAAUUAUUGGUGCCAGUCUUAUCUUUUGAAUGCCUUAGCCACUUGUGAUUACAUCUCUGUUCGCAACUAAAAUUGUGCCAGCUCUUCUUCUGGUUUUGCAUUUCUGGAAAGUCUGGUUUUUUCAGCCAAAUUUGAGUCGCCUUUGGGGAGAUAAAGCGAGGUAUAAAUAAAUAAAUAAAUAAAUAAUACACACAGUCCUAAACGCU